AUGGAGAUGCUGUCUCUCUUGAAGGACUUGGACCAAGACAAGUACAAGUGUCACUUCAUCAUGGGCGAAACAGAUUCCACAUCCUUGAAGAAGGUCCAGGCCACACGCCCUGAUUUGGCGGCGAAUCUUCAGCACUUCCACACAAUUCCGCGAAGCCGAGAGGUUGGCCAGUCGUGGGCAUCUUCGCUUCCCUCGACUUGCAGGGCCUUCAUCGCGUGUUUGAGUCUCGUUUGGAAGCUCUGCCCACAGGUUUUAAUUGUGAAUGGGCCGGGCACAUGCGUACCUGUUGUGGCUGCUGCUCUGCUCUUCGAGCUAGUGGCUUUCCGAAACCUGUCGCUUGUGUUCGUCGAAAGCGUAUGCCGAGUCAAGUCAUUGUCUAUGACUGGAAAGCUCUUGUACCUGGUCUCCGACAGUUUUGUCGUGCACUGGCCAGAACUCGCAGCGAGGUACCCAAAGGCUCAGUACCUGGGCGUUCUGCUUUGA
This is a messenger RNA of Symbiodinium natans, 483 nucleotides long. NCBI's taxonomy places the organism in Eukaryota, Dinophyceae, Suessiales, Symbiodiniaceae. The record is from the annotation of a GenBank genome assembly.